AUGAAUCCCGAGAGGAAGAGCAUCCAUAAUUACAAGUUUGUGGAACCUGCAUUGGUGGUGUUGAGAGGACUUGGGGCACGUUUAGACCUGACUCACAAAGACGCCUUCAAGGAAAUGUAUGGUAACCUGCUGGGAAUUAUGAACAUCGAGGUCAACGUCACCGCUGUGCACACCUUGGUACAGUUCUACGAUCCACCACUAAGGUGCUUUACUUUCCAAGACUAUCAGCUAGCGCCGACACUAGAAGAGUAUUCUCAUAUCUUAGGUAUCAGGAUAAAGAACCAAGUGCCCUACAUCUGCACUAAGGAACUUCCUGAAUAUCGAGAACUUGCUGAAGCUCUGCACAUGGGAAAGAAGGAGAUAAAAUUAAACCUGAAACCAAAAGGUGGAAUCCAUGGCUUCACCUCUAAAUUUCUCGUAGACAAAGCUAUCACUUUCGCUGAAGCUGGAAGCUGGACGACCUUUAACGCCCAUCUAGCUUUACUCAUCUAUGGGAUUGUCUUGUUUCCGAAUAUGGAAGAGUUCGUAGACUUGGCUGCUAUUCAGAUCUUCUUGACUCAGAACCCGAUUCCCACUCUUCUUGCUGAUACUUACUAUUCCAUUCACGUAAGGACCCAGAAGAAGAAAGGGAUUAUCGUCUGUUGCACCCCUUUACUGUAUAGAUGGUUUAUUUUGCAUCUACCCAAUGAAGGUCCUUUCAUUGAGAACAAAUAUAAUCUGAAGUGGUCCCAGAGGAUCAUGUCUUUAAAAGCCGAAGACAUUCCUUGGUAUUCUCGAGUGUACGAUGGUGUCAAGCUCAUCCUAAAUUGUGGAGAUUUUCAUAAUGUACCUCUUCUUGGUACAAAAGAAGGAAUCAACUACAACCUGAGGUUAUCAUUACGACAACUUGGAUAUCCUAUGAUGGACAAACCUGAUCUCGAAAGUGUAGAAGGUUUUGUUUUGUACGAAGGAGUCGAAGAGCCAGAGUUGAUAAAGAAGAUUGUCAAAGCUUGGGGGUCGAUUCGUCCUCAAGGAAGAGCAGAGAUGGGUAAGAAGAAUUCUAUCGCCAAGGAAGCUUACACCAGUUGGGUCAAAAGCAGAGUCUGUGAGGUCUUAUUGCCGUUCCCGCCUGAACCAUCCAUGAACCUCCAAUCUUUGGAGCUAGAGAACCAGCCUAAUUCUGAGAUGGAUGAACUGAAGAAGGUUAUCAAGACUCUAGAGAAGGAGAAUGUCGAUCUCAAAUCUAAGCUUGCUAAGAUUUCAUUGGAGAAAGAGACUUUGAAGUUCAAUUUGAAUCAGAAGAGGGACCGAGUUCGCCAAGCAGAUGAUGAGGUACAAACCGAGGUUUUCAAAAGACUCAAAGUGGGUGACACCCUCAAAGGGACUUAUGCCAGUCUGACGACCAAAAAGAAGCAGUUAGCCGAAGCCCAAUACUGA
This is a messenger RNA of Lathyrus oleraceus (garden pea), 1416 nucleotides long. RefSeq lists its product as uncharacterized. The record is from RefSeq and is a predicted model, not a curated record. Lineage: Eukaryota; Viridiplantae; Streptophyta; Magnoliopsida; Fabales; Fabaceae. The coding region runs from base 1 to 1416 and encodes 471 amino acids. The transcript has a single exon.